This is a messenger RNA of Vidua macroura (Pin-tailed whydah), 2904 nucleotides long. It is a transcript of the gene PAIP1, whose product is annotated as poly(A) binding protein interacting protein 1. Gene Ontology annotation, molecular function: RNA binding; protein binding; translation activator activity. Gene Ontology annotation, biological process: regulation of translational initiation. The record is from RefSeq and is a predicted model, not a curated record. The transcript has 13 exons. The coding region runs from base 466 to 1584 and encodes 372 amino acids. NCBI's taxonomy places the organism in Eukaryota, Metazoa, Chordata, Aves, Passeriformes, Viduidae.
GGCGUCUGAGGGGCGGUGGCGGGGGCCGCCGCGGUCCUGGCUGAGCCCGCGGCGCCGGCAGCGGGAUUGCGGGAUAACCGCGCCGAGCUGGCCGUGGCGGGGAGGCGAAGGUCGGGGCUGGCGAGGAGACGUGCUGGAACGCGUGUAUUGGACGUGGGGCUAACGCCAUAGCACGUGUCUACAGUGGGGAGAGGAAAUUGGGUUCCCAACCAAACUCAACUGUGUUCAUGCAAACUUAAGUAGUGCAUCUGUAAGAAAUAUGGAUUUCGGAUCACAUUCCACUUUAAAUGAUGGUCUCAGCCUUCCCCCUACUGAAGAAUUCCAGCCUAUUUGCAAAAAAAUAAACCAAACCCAGCAGUAACACAAAGCAAUGUUUGUUGGUCAGCUUUUUCAGAGCACCUGCAAAAGACGGGAAUUCCAUCUGGAUCACAAGAUAAAGUUUCAGUUAUUGAUUCUGGACCAGAAAUGGCUGAACCUCAGUUAGCUGUGGAUCCUGUAGCAACAUCAAACUUGUCUGCUAAAGCACCUGAAUUCUAUCCAUCAGGGUACAACCAGAACUUCAAUCAGAAUGUCACAGAUUCUUCCUUUGAUGAUAGAUGUGAUGGCUAUCUGACCCUGGCAGAGUAUGUACAAGACUUCCUAAAUCACCUCACGGAGCAACCAGGUUGUUUUGAAAUGGAAAUAGAACAGUUUGCUGAAACACUGAAUGGCUGGGUUAUUGCAGAUGAAGCUUUACAAGAACUUGUUGAACUUAUCUAUCAGCAGGCCACAUCUGUCCCAAAUUUUUCAUACAUGGGAGCACGGUUGUGUAACUAUCUAUCUCACCACCUAACCAUUAGUCCACAAAGUGGGAACUUCCGACAGUUGCUGCUUCAAAGGUGUCGAACAGAGUAUGAAAACAGAGAUGAAGCAACCAAAGGGGAUGAGACUACUAGAAAACAAUUUCAUGCCUUUGUGCUGUUCUUAGCUGAACUUUAUCUUAACUUAGAGAUUAAAGGAUCAAAGGGACAGGUUACACGGGCAGAAAUUCUUCAAGAAGGCCUUCGGGAAUUACUGAAUGCACUCUUCUCUAAUCCUGUGGACAGUAAUUUGAUAUGUGCAGUGAAACUGCUGAAGUUGACAGGUUCCGUUUUAGAAGAUGCCUGGAAAGAAAAAGGAAAGAAUGAUAUGGAGGAAAUUAUUCAGAGAAUUGAAAAUGUUGUGUUGGAUGCAAACUGUAGCAGAGAUGUGAAACACAUGCUUCUGAAACUAGUAGAGCUGCGAUCUAGUAACUGGGGUAGAGUUCAUGGAACAACUCCACAUGCAGAAGCUACCCCUGAAAAUGACCCAAACUAUUUUAUGAAUGAACCAACAUUUUACACUUCUGAUGGCAUUCCUUUCACUGCAGCAGACCCAGAUUAUCAAGAAAAAUACCAAGAGCUGCUUGAAAGAGAGGAUUUGUUUCCAUAUUAUGAAGAAAAUGGAGCAGAUCUGUCAGGACCUGGAGAGCUGUAUUUUGAUGAGAUUGAUGAUGAGAUGGAUCCAGAAAUUGAAGAAGCAUAUGAAAAAUUCUGUCUAGAAUCAGAACAUAACAGAAAACAGUGAGAUGUUAUGUAUUAAUGUUAGUUUAUUUAACCACUUUAGGUAUGGUUAGAGUGAAGGGGGACACAAAACAUUUGUACCAAAAUGAGAAACUUGAGUUUCUCCAAGUACUAAAGUUACACAAUUUCCAUUUUGUUUAACAGAACCUGCCAAAAAAAUGUAAACUUAAGCCCUGUAACUUAAAAUGUUGUGUAUAUAACAUAGUUUAUUUUGUGAAAAAUGUUUUUGAACAAUGUUUUGGCUGCAAUAAAAAUUAUUUAAAAGUUAUAAUUGAAAUUAAAAUUUAAUGGGGAAAUGUCCCAUAAAACUUCCCUUGAAGAAGAAAGGGAAAGAAUAAUAAUCUGAAUUUGCUUGCUUGUUUGCUUUAGUAUAUAUUGGGAUUUACUCAUCCUUUUUACCAUAUACAAUAUAUCUUGCAUUUACUUCCUUCACUUCCCCCCCAAGAAGAGUAUGAUCCAAAUAAGAAAGAAUUUUUUUUUUCCUGUAUAUCACAAUCAUGAAAAGUGGCUUGUGAAAGUUUUGUGUAUGAAUUUUUCUUUUGUUCAUUUCCUUUUUCUUCUUCUUUCAAAACACACAUGGUGAAGUCUGGACUUUUCUUUUUUCCUGGAAUAAAUGUGUUACAUGUUGAUAUGUGAAAAAGCAAGCAGUAUUUUGGAAGUGAGGUGCUUUCAAGAUCUUUGGUUCAGAUAAGCUUAUUUUCAAAUCUACAAGAAAAAGCUAUUCUGUAAUUUGUUGUGUUCUUCAAGGCAAUAGUAAUACAGUUGUUUUCUAAACCAUGCUUCUCAAGAGUAUGUGCAGUGCUUUUUUUCUUUUGCUUUUUUUUUUCUAGUAAUGUAUCUAACACGUCUAACCUUUCCCAACCCUUGUAACUUUCUUUUAUUCUUCUAAUUUGAUGUAGUUUGAUUUAAUUUUGUAGUUGGAGUAAAUUCAUAUAUUUCAUAAAUGUUAACAUUCUGAAGCCAAUUGCUCUUUUUUUGACUCCAUAUAAUGAUGUUAGUUUUCUUAGGAUACUCCAUUGUUGUUGUUGCCAAACUCAGUUGAACUGUUUCCUGCUACCUGUUGCUGGUUAGACUUGAGUAGAAAUCCUUACCAAAAACAAACACAAGUAUUUCCCAACAGUUACGUACUCUAAAGAACACGCAUAGUAAAUAUGCAUGUAAAUAAUUCUGAUAAUAUUUCACUGUUAUUUGUUUGAUUAAAUAAGUUGUGCAUCUGCUAAUAGAGUAAGCAGUGGCUGUUUUCUGGAUGUUUAUUUAACAUACUUAUUUAGUUUGGAGUUUUGGAAAAUAAAAUUUAACUAGCUUUAUUUCCUUUGGUAUAAUA